Molecule: messenger RNA, 1550 nt
Organism: Acanthisitta chloris (rifleman)
Lineage: Eukaryota; Metazoa; Chordata; Aves; Passeriformes; Acanthisittidae
Gene: PRKAA2
Product: protein kinase, AMP-activated, alpha 2 catalytic subunit
Biological process (GO): protein phosphorylation; intracellular signal transduction
Cellular component (GO): cytoplasm
Molecular function (GO): ATP binding; protein serine/threonine kinase activity
Source: RefSeq, a predicted model, not a curated record
UUGGCGAACACCAGCUGACAGGGCACAAAGUAGCAGUAAAAAUACUGAACAGGCAGAAAAUCCGCAGCCUGGAUGUGGUUGGGAAGAUUAAACGAGAAAUUCAAAACCUUAAGCUCUUUCGGCACCCUCACAUUAUCAAAUUGUACCAGGUCAUCAGCACACCAACAGACUUCUUCAUGGUUAUGGAAUACGUGUCUGGCGGGGAAUUAUUUGAUUACAUCUGUAAGCACGGACGUGUUGAAGAGGCAGAAGCUCGACGCCUUUUCCAGCAGAUUCUCUCUGCAGUGGAUUACUGCCACAGACACAUGGUUGUCCACCGAGACCUGAAACCAGAGAACGUGCUGCUGGACGCACACAUGAAUGCAAAGAUAGCUGAUUUUGGAUUAUCCAACAUGAUGUCAGAUGGCGAAUUUCUACGCACUAGCUGUGGUUCCCCAAAUUAUGCAGCCCCUGAAGUAAUCUCUGGAAGACUGUAUGCUGGCCCAGAGGUGGACAUCUGGAGCUGUGGAGUUAUCCUCUAUGCCCUUCUCUGUGGCACUCUGCCUUUUGACGACGAGCACGUCCCCACUCUCUUCAAGAAGAUCCGGGGAGGUGUGUUUUACAUCCCUGAAUACCUCAACCGCUCUGUUGCCACUCUCCUCAUGCACAUGCUGCAGGUUGACCCUCUCAAACGAGCAACCAUCAAGGACAUCAGGGAACACGAGUGGUUUAAGGAAGAGCUGCCCAGUUACCUGUUCCCAGAGGACCCUUCUUACGAUGCCACCGUUAUCGACGAUGACGCAGUUCGGGAAGUCUGUGAGAAGUUUGAGUGCACAGAGUCGGAGGUGAUGAACAGCCUGUACAGUGGAGACCCUCAGGACCAGCUGGCAGUGGCUUACCACCUCGUCAUCGACAACCGGAGGAUCAUGAACCAAGCCAGCGAGUUCUACCUCGCCUCCAGCCCUCCCACUGGCUCCUUCAUGGAUGACAGCACCAUGCACGUCCCUCCUGGGGUGAAGCCGCACCCCGAGCGGAUGCCGCCAUUGAUAGCAGACAGCCCCAAAGCUCGGUGUCCUUUGGAUGCCCUCAACACCACGAAGCCAAAACCCUUGACUGUCAAAAAGGCCAAGUGGCACCUGGGAAUCCGCAGCCAGAGCAAACCAUAUGACAUCAUGGCCGAGGUGUACCGGGCUAUGAAACAGCUGGACUUCGAGUGGAAGGUGGUGAAUGCCUACCACCUCAGGGUGCGCCACAAGAACCCGGUGACAGGCAAUUAUGUCAAGAUGAGCCUGCAGCUCUACCAAGUGGACAACCGCAGCUAUCUCUUGGACUUCAAAAGCAUUGAUGAUGAGGCGAUGGAGCAGAGGUCUGGCUCAUCCACACCACAGCGCUCCUGCUCCACCGCUGGCUUGCACCGGCCAAGGCUGAGCAUCGAUGGUGCCGCGGCCGCUGAGUGCCAAUCCCUGAUGGGCUCUCUGAGUGGCUCCUUUGUUGGCAGCAUCCCCUGGGGCAGCCACACCAUGGACUUCUUUGAGAUGUGUGCCAGCCUGAUCAUGGCCCUGGCUCGCUGA